This is a messenger RNA of Kockovaella imperatae, 4053 nucleotides long. RefSeq lists its product as hypothetical. Lineage: Eukaryota; Fungi; Basidiomycota; Tremellomycetes; Tremellales; Cuniculitremaceae. Gene Ontology annotation, biological process: vesicle-mediated transport. Bases 189 to 4001 code for a protein of 1270 amino acids. Gene Ontology annotation, molecular function: guanyl-nucleotide exchange factor activity; small GTPase binding. The record is from RefSeq and is a predicted model, not a curated record. Gene Ontology annotation, cellular component: endocytic vesicle; cytosol. The transcript is spliced from 10 exons.
CUUUGAUAUUUCCGAAAGUUCCUUAGCGAUAGUUGAAACCAAAGAUAGAUCAUCUACACAACGUUCGUGCUUGAUCACGAAGCAGAGACUGGACUUCUUGGAACCAUCUAUCAGGAUCACCUUAUGUCCUGGUUGAAAUCUGCUCCUUGAGCGACAGCAGCGUGGUGAACACGUAGUUAUCAGCCAUCAUGCCUUCGGAUUCGCCAAAGCACGGUCUUCUGUCAACCUUGACUCUGGGUCGGUCUUCUCGUUCCUCCAAGCCGGUCUCCGAGACCCUAACACACCCUCUGCUCGGAGCUUCGACCUCUUCGCUCAAUCUCGUUAGCGAUGGAGUUGCCGAGCCUUCUGGCUCUACUUCCCACACACGGCAAAGCUCUGGAGGACGUUCAGGACAGGUCGAUGUGACAUCUCUCCCUUAUAAACCCAGACACAAGCCAGGACAAGGGCCCAGCGCGACCGGAGUAGGAGCUGAUCAAUCUGGAAGUAUCCCCACGUCUUUGUCUGCGACUGGUGGCCCAUCGACAUCUCCCAAUGUGUCGACUUUGACAGUCCCUACUUCGCCGGUGACGCCGACAUCUGUAUCAGCGAGACCUACGACUUCGACAUUUACAUCGACCACUUUUGCGCUGCCUCCCUCAGCUGUGGACUCUAAUGACUCCCAGGAUCUCGUUGCGUCCAUUGGUUCGAGCUCUACCGCCACCAGCAGACUCCAGCUACAGAGCCUCAAAGCUGCUGUUCAACGAAUUGGGCUGGGGAACGGAAGUAUGGGGAUGAGCAUGAUUGACACCAUCUUUGAACGAUCGCUAGGAGGUGCUUCGACCAAGGGCAAAAGUGUCGAUAAUGGUGAAUGGGCGGAGAUUGUCAAAAUCCUCAUGACGGGCAAGGCAAUACUCCUUCUUCCGACCACUCCUGCAUCGUCCUCACUACCCCUCACUGCUCAAAACGUCCGCGACCAUGUCGCUUUCGUAGGACCUGCGCUGCCGGAUCCUCGCAGGCGUUCGAUUGGCUCUCCAGCGGAUAAUGGCGCAAUGGUCGUCACUCUCUCCGGCCUCCUUGGGACCAUGAAAGACUCCACCAUCUUUUUCGAAUCUGUGCUGGGAUCUGAUACCGUACCGAGUCUCUUGGGCCGCGACACGGGUCUCAGCACAGCACUCGGCAACCUCAGACCUGCCCAUCACUCAAGUCCUUCCGCUCAAUCCCAUUUCCCAUUGUACGCCUUGUCUUCUCAAUCGACGUCUCUGCGCUUUCCGCCGACAAUGACUAUGGUACCUGCUGCAGGGGACGAGACGAGGUCUACAAGCGCCAAAUUUGGUCGAAUCAACCCUUUUGCGUCCCUCUUCGGGGGAUCAUCCGCCACAGCCGUAGGAUCGAACGAGAGGGGAGACGCAACGCCCAGCCCCAAACUUUCCGUGUCACCCUUAGACCCUGAUGGUGUUUCCGUCCGCUCUAGUGACGAGUCAAUUGAUGGCUAUCAAGUCCCCGCUUUCACCAUUGCGAAAGCCGUGAGAAUCAACGACGUGGCCAAAAGCAUCGUCAAAGCUACCAAAGCCAUAGUGAAGGCUGAACUGGAUCACAUGCCUGAGAAAUUGGUUGAUCGAGUCAUACGACUAGUCUGCCCGACCGUCGCUGGUAUUGCCUCGGACGAGAAAAGUGAUGCCUCCGAAACGAUUCAGCUGGACUUUACGGACCCAAACACGACCGGGCAAAAGCUACAGGAGUUUGUCGAGAAGGCGUACGAUGACCUCGUUCUCCAUUUUCGGGCCGACUCCUCACACAUCUUCUCAGAGAGUUCCCAUACCGGAUCCAGAUUACGGCAGAAGGCCAGCUGGACUAGGAAGCUGUCAAUGUCAACAGGAGACGAAGAGAACGAAGCGGCGAAAGCCAGGCGGAAACAGAGAGCUCGUAAGGAACGAGAGGAAAUGGUGGAGAGGGAAGCGACAUCUGGAGCAGAGAAGAUUGAGGGCCUCCUAUGCAAAUUCUUCUACAAUCGCCAAUUCUCUCCACCGGACACGGAUGACUCUCGGCACGAUGAGGCUCUCUCGUCGAGGAUAGCAGCUCUGAACAUGCUAGAGCUCUCGCUAGAUCAUCUAGGACUUGUCACACGACCUCCCGAGUUGCCGAUGGCUGAGCGAGACCGUAUUGCAAGAGGUCUUGAGCAACUGGUCGACAACGUUGGUCUGGAAUUGCAAAAACUCGAUUCUGUUUCGGCUAUCACACCAGGGGGUAAAGUUGCGGUCCUGAUUUCUGCUCACAAGGCCGUUGUCGAUGGGCUUCAGGGCCUCCCCCCGAUCCGUCUCCGGCCAGAGGGCGAGGCGUAUCAACCUUCACGAGAAGAAACGUCCACACCAGUCGAGGAUCGGGUGACAUCGGCUCCUCCCAUCAAGCCUGACCUAGCUGAGAGACGUCGGUCAUCAUCUUCCGCCCAAAGGGGUGUUUCCAUGCCGAUUGCACAUCGCUCAUCCACCGGCUCGACACCUCUCUCAACCUCGCCAGCGACCACAGAUCCGCUUCGAUCUAUCGGAGAGGCGGCGCAGGAAAGCGGCGAUCUUCCUUCAGAGCACAUUCCGGGAAUUCCUGAGGUUGUGCUCACAGAAUCUGGCCAUGAGCAGAUGGAGGAAGCGAUGAAGGACUCUGUGAUCGAUCUCCAAUCACCAGCUACUGGCGCCGAGCCUGAGCAUGAGAAGAAGGUCAACGAGACGUCUCAGUCUGGAGCUACUUCUGGUGCUGAUCUCAUCCUGCCCAUCAUCAUCUACGCUGUAGUCAAGGCAAAUCCCCCUCAACUGGCAUCCCACCUCAUGUAUAUCAGACGCUUCAGGUCUGCCAUAUGUCUCACUGGAGAAGCAAGUUACGCCAUCGUCAAUCUUACGGCCGUCAUCGAUUUCAUCGAGCACGUCCAAUUGGCGGAUCUUGGGCUGGGUCACGAAUCAGACAAGGUCAUCAGUGUCGACAAUCUCUCGCCUAUUGGUCUCAACGACCUGGACAACGCGAAUGCAGAUACGGCCUCUAUCGCCACAGCAUCAUCUCGACUACGUGGACGAGUCUUCCAAGUCGGUGAGCUGGCAGGUUCUGCAGCCGACUCUGCAAACAAGGUCAUUACUGGCGUUGUCGAUUCAUCCUGGACUGCCAUCCGAGGCCUCAUAUCUUCUCCAGCGCCAAACAUCACGGCCACGGAAGAAGGACAGAUGCCGCCUCCAGCAGACGUCCAUCCAGAGGCGGUUGAUGGAAGAGCUCGCGGUAAUUCCACCUCGGCAUUCUCACUUUCCAGCGUGACUGCCUCCAUGGCUGGCAUAGCGGCAGCUGCGACCAAUCGUAAUCGUUCGAGAGCCGGUUCCCGAGCUUCGGCACUGGAAAGGCCGGAGCAUACUUGGAAAGGCAACGAAGAGAUGAUUGAUGUCAGCUCUAAACCAGGUUCGAUCCGCGAAGGAGCACUGCAAUUCGACACUAAUGAAGAUGAGGCAAUGACCAAGAGUGACGAUGACGAGCACGUACCCGUGCGUUCCAAUCGAGAGAGGAGACGCUCGGACGCUCGAAGUAUACAGAGCGUAUCUAGCGUAUUCUCUCGCGAUAAGGAGGAGGCGAGAGCCAUGGAGAAGGAUAAGGAUAGGGUUUCGCUCAGCGAUAGAUUGGCUUCGAUUGGGGCUCUCGGCCGUUUACCAAGUACCGACAAUGUCUUUGCGUCAAGCUCGGCAGAAGUGGCCAAGCCGACUGGAUUCCUCGCCAAUUUGACAGUUGGACGCAGCACGCCACCGCCGGAUAGGACCCACGCAAGGAAAGCCUCGCUUCUGAGUAGGGCAGAGCCGCUCGGUGCAUCCCCGGCGGGCAGCAUUACAUCGCUUCCUGCCUUGCCUGAGAACGCGGAUCCUCCACUAGAGCGCUUCAUGACCUGCGAGGCAGGUGACCUGAAGCUGUCAGAGAUCGGUUCACUCCUCCGGGAUUACCGACGACUGGGUGAUAUUGUGAAUGCUCUCGGAGCACAAGGACAAACACACCUUAGAGCCUAGGUAAUGGUCGGGGAGUCAAGCUGCAUAGAUCAAGGCAUUCAUGCAUAGAUUU